Molecule: messenger RNA, 4722 nt
Organism: Cloeon dipterum
Lineage: Eukaryota; Metazoa; Arthropoda; Insecta; Ephemeroptera; Baetidae
Product: pleckstrin homology-like domain family B member 1
Exons: 19
Coding region: 128-3556 (1142 amino acids)
Molecular function (GO): protein binding
Source: RefSeq, a predicted model, not a curated record
CCAGCGAAUAGCGAAUGAGCGAACUGCGCGAGCGAAGAAAACAACAUUUUGGUCCGUUCGAGUCGGGUGCGUGUUAGGGUGUGAGUGCGUUUGUUUAUGAAUUUGUGCGGCAGCCCAAUUAUGAACCAUGCAAAGUGACAUCGGAAUCGGUGCGGUCAUGACGGCCAUCUCGCCUGGCUGCGCAGCCCCCGCGCUCUCUUCGAUGCCGCCCCCGCUCAGCCCCCGGGGGUUGCAGGUUCGGGAGGCUGGACGGGCACUCAAGGUGCAGCACGCCGAGGUACCCCAUUUGGUCAGCCUAGGCGGUGGCAGGCUCAGUACGUCCGUCACCCUUCACCCGCUGCCGCAAGGUCGCGUUCUCAUCGGCUGCAGCGACGACGUGGACAUCAGGGUGGAGGGCACCGGCGUCGAGAGACAUCACUGUCUGCUGGAGAACAACUCCGGAGUGGUCACCCUCACCCCCUUGGCGCAGAACACGUCGAUUGAUGGCGUUCCAGUCACUGCUUCCACGCGUUUGACGCAGGGAAGCAUGCUCGGCAUCGGCCGGUCUAACUUUUUCAAGUUCAACCACCCUGCGGAGGCCAACUACAUGAAGAGCGUGAUGCCAGCCAACACGCGAAUUUCCAUGAUGCAGCCCCUAGUCUCUCCAAUGGCUGCUUUAGAGACUCCAAACUACAGCCUGCAAACGCCAAUCGGUUUGAAUAAACCACCAGUCAGAGGCACAAAGCCGUGGACCGAGGAUUGGAUCAACAAUUCGAUCUCUCCAAAGGUGUUCCACGCAGACACUGUCACAGUCAACUCACCAGCAAGCGCCGUUCUGGGCCAGUCCCCUCUCGGCAUGAACGCAUCUGGCUCUUCUUUUGUUCAGAGGACCUCAUCCCCGUCACCUUUACUGGGAAAUGGGGCAUCUGCGCAUCGCCGAACCCUCUCUGCCGGAAGCGGGAGGCUAAGUCAAACGGAGAGAGGAAGCCCCCUCAUGACCCGAGCAUCUCCGGUUCCGUGCAGUCCCUCGCUGAGUGGACACGGAGGCUCGUCGUGCAGCCUCCAAGAGCUAAUGGCGCGUGGCGAGGAACUGGAGCUGAGAAGGCUUCAGGCACAAGAGGAAAGGCUGAAAGAGCAGGAGGCUGAGAGACUAGAGAGGGCCCGCCUCGAGGAGAUCCUCACCAUGUGUGCAGAGUACGAGAGACAACAACAGCAGCAGCAGCAGAACCCCGAAGCAGGUGCCAAACAACAGCCCUCGCCGCCGCCCCCAAGCGGCACCCCUCCCGUGCACCAAAAUAGAAGCUACAACAACGUUCUUCUUCUAAAUCAAUUCUCACUACUAUAUCCGAUCAAAACGAAUGGAUCGCUGCCGAGGGACAAGCGGCUGCCCAGUCCGAGGAUGAACGACUCGCCCGCCAAAGGUGCAGUCUCUCCAGGCAAGAAUCUGACCGCCUCUGAGGACGAGCUGUCCCAAAUUUUCACGUUUGACGCCCCCCGCCCCGGAACGUCGCCACAGCAGCGCAGCCCUUACGAGAACGUGUACCCGCAAAGUCCGAGGACCCGAAUCCGAACCACUACAAAGGAGAUGGAAAACGCCCCACCGAAGCCGCCGCUGCCCAAAGAGAUCGCCAACAUGCCCCUGCUCAAAGCCAUCGAGGCCCAGAACAGAGCCACGUCCUCUGACAGGUUCAUCCGACCCCUGGGCACCUGCGACGGCGCUCUCGAGCCGCAUUUGAAGCAGAUGGGAGGCAGCUUGCCCAACAGUCCCGCUCCUAACUUCAGCCACGGAGUCCGAAGGAGGAGCAUGGAGGAGGCUGAGCAAAUGAAGAGGGAAAGGAGCAGGAUCUUGAGCUCAAUGUCCAAUAUCAAAAGGACUGUUGCAGAAAUCCAACUGCACGAGGAGGAACUGGUUCGAGAGCUCGAAAUGGAAAGGGCUCUGAUUGAUGGAGAGUGGCAGAUGCAAUGUGAAACGUUUGCUCAAGAGGAGGAACAUUUGCUGGAACUGAGGCUGCGCUUGGAGCAACUGGAUAGGGAUAUCAGUACUGCUAGAUUGUGUGAGGCAAGGCAUUUGGCGGACUGCAGAGCAAGAAUGGAGCAAGGAGAGUUAGAAGUCAGGAGGCUUGAGCAACAGCUCGUGAUGUGUAGAGGCAGCAGGGAAGACCAGAUGGAAAUUUCUGAGCAGCUUCGCCACCAACAGGAAAUUCUGGAGGCAGAGAGAAAGACUUUUGAGGACCAAGAGUUCCAGCACAUGGAGCAGGAAGCAAUGUGGGAGGCUGGUCGGGAAGAACUUUCUCGGGAAAUUGGCGAUGUAAUGGCGAACAUUGAAGAGCGUAAAGCGACUUUGAUUGAACUGGAGAGCCAGCGGGAGGAGGCGGCAGAGGCGGCCAUGAACCAUACCGAACUGGUGGAAAGGCAACUGGACACUCCUCUGAAGCAGCUGGAGGAGGGUCGCUUCCGCUUGAGGGAGAUCGAAGCGCACUUGAAAGAGUUGACCAAAGAAGGCGUUGUGCCCACCGGAGAAUCUAGUCCCGAAGGUUCCUCUGAAGCUGAUGAGAUCUCCCCUCAGCCAAGUCCGCAAAAGAGUUCUGCGCUGAGUCCUCAGGAACUUGGAGAGAGAAUCAGCCAAGUGACCUCUCAGGCGCCCAUUGACAUGAAAAACGGCUCUCUGGGCAGGAAAACAAUUGAAUCUCUCAAAGAGAUAGAGAAGAACAGACAGCUUCUGUUGGCAAAGCAGGGUCGCGAAGUGAUAGAGGAGGAAAGGAACCGUGUUCAGGCGUUGAAACGCAGAGUCCAGGACGAAGUUAGAGCACAGUGGGAGGAACGGAGACAGCGUGAGGCAAACUGCAAUAGCCUCAACAGUGUUGGCAGCGAGGAGUCAACCAGCAGUGACAUGCCAACGGAAAGUGCAAGCAGUGACGAGGCAGUUGAGAAGCAAAUGAAACCUGCCACUGAGUCUCCAACUUCGUCCCAAGAAGAAAAGGACUUGAAGGACAUAUCAGAUCCAUCACAGGUGAAGCAGCAAGAGGCAGAGCGAGAUCUGUCAGACACCAGACCUCUCUCGGACUCGUCCAGCUACGAGGACCAGCUUUCUGUCAGACUGAGGGACGCAAAACUCUCGCCUAGAGCACAGCAACGUCCUCUGACCCGAUACCUGCCAAUCCGAAGUGAGGCCUUGGACCUGAAAGCGCACAUUGAGAGUGCCGGACAUCAGGUCGAGCUCUGCAAUCAUGUUGUUCUUGACAACAUCUCUUGCCGUGGCUAUCUGCACAAAAUGGGAUCCAAGUUCCGAACCUGGCAACGCCGGUGGUUUGUCUUCGACCGCACCAAGCGCUGCUUCACCUACUACUCGGACCGCAACGAAAAGAAAGCCAGGGGUGGCGCGUAUUUCCAGGCUAUUGAGGAAGUUUAUGUGGACCACCUAAACUCUGUGAAGAGUCCUCAUCCUGGGCUGACAUUCUGUGUAAAAUGCUCAGAGCGCACGUACCACCUGAUGGCGCCGAGUGCAGAGGCGAUGCGCAUUUGGAUAGACGUGAUCUUCACCGGUGCCGAGGGCUACCAAGAGUUUGGCCCGAGUUAAAUUCCUCUCCUCCUCUGCAAUCAUUUGGUUCGAAACACAGUGACUGUUGCUAGUUUUUCUAAGAAAAGACUGUUGCGCUGCAAACAAAUGCGAGUGCUAGUUAAGACGUGAAAGAAAAAUUUAUAAAAAAUGCCAAUCUCAGGGUAAAUGGUAAAAUGAAAUAAGAGAAAGAUGCUCAUCCCUGCAGUGCUGCUUUUUGCCGUGUUUUGUAAUAAUGAAUUGGUGCAGCGUUUAUAUUGUCUUGCUGGGCCACCUCCGAGACUACUUCUUAGGUACAAACGAUGAUAAUCUCAAAAAAAUCUUGAACGGUGGCAUAUCUCGAAUCUAAGUUGUUGAAAAAAGCUUGUUGCUCAAUUUUCGAGCUGGAUUAAAAUGGAAGGGGCUGUUUGUUGGAGGAACAGCCAAUUUAGCAGGGUUCGGAAAAGCGCUGACGCAUGAUUUUUCAUUUUUCAUUUUAGCGUCUGGCUUGCGGCGCUGUAUUAAAUGUUGUAACUUGUUUUAACUUUGCCCUGUCGUUACACAAGAUUUUAGGUUACCUGAUUCGUUUGCGUUUGGUUCGCCACAGUCAGAAAGUUGAGGCCCCGAACCCUGCAACCUGUCAUAUCAGCGCUCAUAUUCACUCAGCACACAAUCACUAUUGCCAUGUAUGGCAACUAGGCUAAAUUAUUCGGAGUUGUAAACACUUAGCUGUGUAAAAAAUAUUACUCACUGCCAGACAUCUUAAGCUGGCAGGCUUUGAAUCGAAAUGUCCUACAACCAAAGUUAAAAACGAAUCAAGUUGGAAAAAUAUUGUAAUUUAAAGUACUACGAAGGCAUUUAACCAGUUUGCGUGUGGGCUGCAUUUUCAAUGCAUGCAGGAUACAAUCUUGGUGGUAUUAGAUUUUCGGAUUUUGUGAGAAAAUAAAAUUAUGUCAGAAAUGUGCUACAUACACAUACGUUUUCAUGCUACAUUUAAUUAAUGAAAUAAUCAUUGCAAAGAAAGAAUACCAACCAACAACUGACAACAUAGAACAAUAGAUACAAUAAAUAUCAUUAUCGCAUAACAUUAUUGUAUAAUCAACCUGUGCAGCCAUGUAUGAGAUGUGCCUUUGUACAUAUACAUUUAACUAUGUAUCAAUAAUUACAGGAACAAUAAUAGCUACAACCACAAUUAUUCGAAACUCAAA